[Torrubiella] hemipterigena is the source of this 744-nucleotide messenger RNA. NCBI's taxonomy places the organism in Eukaryota, Fungi, Ascomycota, Sordariomycetes, Hypocreales, Clavicipitaceae. The record is from the annotation of a GenBank genome assembly.
UUUUGGUCGAUAAGCUUACGGUGCGCUGCACUAGACCCCAAGGGACGUGGGCCACACUCGCAACAUCGCAAGAUGCUGUGGAAUUAUUGGCCGGCUCGGCAACAACAUCGGAGUCCUCAGCACGGGGUGUUUCCAGUGAGUCUUCGAUAGCCGCCUCCAUGCGUAAUAUGCCUCGUCCAGUAAAGUAUAUAAGAAGGCUGUCUUGGCCCAGUUCCUCGUAGUAGUCGUCUUAUUCCACUCCAUUGCUCAAUCAAGUCAUCCCAUCACUUAUACAACAACCUACUCAAAUCCUUCCCUCCUUCUUUCAAGAUGCAAUUCACCACUACCCUCGUCACCGCUGCCCUGGCCGCUACCGUCUCUGCUGCUCCCCAGAAGACCGUGUCUUCCAACAACCAGAACGGCUCCAUCUACCGCUUCGGUGAUGCCAAGCAGUGCCACCACAUCUUGCGCGACUCUGGCGCCUGUGGCAUCAGCACCUACUUUAAAAAGGUCAACCAGGAGGCUUCCUUUGUUGCCAUGCCCUCCGAUGUCUUUGACAAGUACGGCUCUGCCCAGAACAACAAGCUCUGCGGUAAGGAGAUCACCAUCUCCCACAACGGCCAGACUCGCAAGGCCAUUGUUGCUGAUCGCAACCUCUCCAAUGACCACUCCAUCGACAUGUGCCUUGACCUCUGGAAGGCCUUUGGUGGCAAGGACAACGACGGCACCGUCAUCCACGGCAUGCACUUCAGCAUCAACAUUUAA